This is a messenger RNA of Colletotrichum navitas, 1051 nucleotides long. RefSeq lists its product as uncharacterized. The record is from RefSeq and is a predicted model, not a curated record. The transcript has 4 exons. Lineage: Eukaryota; Fungi; Ascomycota; Sordariomycetes; Glomerellales; Glomerellaceae. Bases 81 to 665 code for a protein of 194 amino acids.
GCUCUUAUCAACCACUACCGCUUACGCUGUUGCACGACACUACACGCCUCUGAAAGCUUACACCCGCGCAAUCAGUCACCAUGCCUGGAGUUCCCAUCGACGCUCUGGACAAUCUCAAGUCCAAGUUCAAGGCCAUCUUCAAGAAGAAGGCCGACAAGAAGGCAGACGCCCCCAAGCCCGCCGAGUCCAAGCCCGCCGAGACUCCUGCCGCCACCACCACCCCGGCUACCGAGCCCACCAAGACCGACGCAGCUCCCGCCGCUGCCCCGGCCACCGAGCCUGCAGCUCCUACCCCUGCUCCCGCUGCCGCUGCUGAGCCGGCCAAGGCCCCCGAGCCCGAAGCUAAGAAGGACGAUGCCCCGGCCACUACCGAGCCCGCUAAGGCUCCCGAGCCUGCUCCUGCCGCCCCUGCUGCUCCUGCAGUAGCCACCGAGGCCCCCAAGGCGCCUGAGCCCGCUACCGCUCCUACCCCAGCGCCCGAGCCCGCCCCGGCUGCUGCCACCGAGCCCGCCAAGACUGAGACUCCCGCUAAGACUGAGACUCCCGCUGCCGCUGCCCCGGCCGCCGCCCCUGCUGCUGAGACCGCUGCCGCUGCCGCCCCCACCGAGGCCGCCAAGCCCGAGGAGAAGCCGGCCGAGGAGAAGAAGGAGGCCACCGCCGCUUAGACGGCGCUGCCGAGUGUCUACCAUCUGGGCUUCCGGAAAAGUGUCCGAGGGCCGCGGCGGGUGAGCAGACUACGUUGGCAGCCGUCAAGCCGCGGCAGCAUAUAACGGGGAGGGAUGCACGCGGAAGGAAAUUGCAUGACUUUCUUGCUUGGAUUAGACCUUUUGGUCUAGUAUGUUCUUUUGCUUAAUUGUCGGAUACCCAUUAGUCUAGUAGUUGAUUCAAGCGUGCCAUGUUUACACUGUCCCCAAGGAGUACACGCCGCCUGUGCUUUUUGAAAAGAGUAUACCGUGACUAGUCCGUACCAACACAGCUAGCUGUAUGUAAGCUGCUUUUCUUCUACUGCCAGAUUCGCGUGGAGCCAGCAGUGAAGGCAAGACUGGGGAAA